Talaromyces stipitatus ATCC 10500 is the source of this 624-nucleotide messenger RNA. RefSeq lists its product as uncharacterized. The transcript has 2 exons. Bases 1 to 624 code for a protein of 207 amino acids. NCBI's taxonomy places the organism in Eukaryota, Fungi, Ascomycota, Eurotiomycetes, Eurotiales, Trichocomaceae. The record is from RefSeq and is a predicted model, not a curated record.
AUGUCGCGGAGAUCAUCUUCGGGUGUAAUAGACCUGACAUCGAGCUCAAGAUCACAUCGUUACGUCGACCCGAGCUCACAACAAGGCUUAGCCCCUCACAUUGACACCUCCAACGAACCACGAGGCACGAAACGAAGAAGAUUAUAUGGAGACGAUAUACCUGGCUCCGAAUUUGCAUCGUCGUCCAAUGACCCUCACCAAACAAGCUCGCUUGAAGAAGACGAAAAUAUUGAAUCCGUAGACCUCACAGAAGUCAACGAUGAUACUGCGCUAGCCAGGACGCUCGCAAAACAGCGAGAAGAUGCGAUCAAAGCCCAGACAGCUACAGGGGAUAGAGAAGGGCGUACUACUUUAACGGCGACGAAAUGCGCGAUCUGUAUGGAUACUCCUACGGACGCUACCACUACAAUUCCCUACGAUACGAGGAAGGACGUUCUGAAAGUACGACAGGGAAAUCUGCUCGAGGGAAAUGUCCUGCGUGUCGUAAACUUCUUUCAAGGAGAGAAACCGCAGGGGGGAAGCGAGACCUCAUUCCGCUACAGUUUAAGCUCAGAACACCAUCAUGAGGGAACUGGUUUUUGCUUGAAAGGAACCACAUCUACAUACCUGGAUAUUGAGGGUUAG